GGGUUAUGCUACAGCGCAUGCUCCAACGAACCCGAGCCCACAGCCAUCAACUCAAAGGAAGAGGUUGUAUGCUCAAAGCUCAAGGCCCCAGGCCCGAUGUCCCUCGCCUUAUCUAUCUUGUCGUUCGCUGCCUUGUUUCGUCGGGCUGCGGCCACAUGACCAGAACCUCGUUCGGCGCCUUUCUUCCUCCACAUCGACUUGCGUCAGCCUCGAAUUUGCGUCCUUUUGCUUUCACCCUCCCCGAUCGUCGGGACACGACAAAUGCCCCAGCCAGCUGUGGUGCUGGUCUUGUGCAAACUUGCUCUGACGUACGACAACUCACUCGCAACUUCAUGCAGCACUUCUCGCCAUGCGCAAACAUAGAUCCGACAAACACAGGCCACGGUCUGAGUGGAGCGAAUGGAUCUGGUCCGAAGAGCAUGAAACCUACUACCAUGGACGACAGCGAUCAAAUGGCGAGUGGUUGUAUGAAGACCAAAAUGGCCAGGCCUUGGGUGGUGCUGCCGCGGAAGACUCUGCAACUCCUCGACAGGAUAUGGACGACCUAGUGCAGGGUUUGAGUACCUUGUCCACCAAUGCCGGAGACGACUCCGAAGCUGAUGAUGGCCUUGGCGAAGCCUCUACCCAACAGACGGAAUAUCAAUUCACCAAUGCAACGCACGAGUCUGAUCGUUCCCGUCGUCAUUGGCAAAAGGGGAAGAACAAGCACGUUUCCUACGAAGCCGUUUUGGAGCAGGAACAGGUCCCUGAGCCGGAGGGCGCGGGCGCCUAUGAACCAAACCCCGGCCCUGAAGUCAACCCAACGUCUGUAUAUGGUGCGCUCGACAUAUCCAACGACCCCGAAAUAGCGCAACUGCUGGAACAAAACCCCGGGCUGUCAACGCUCUAUGCUCAAGAAGGGGCCCCCUCUAGCAGUGGAGCGUAUGCAUCCGUCAUUUCACUCGAUCACCAGGCCGCCCAACAGGAUCACAUUUCAGGCGACGGUCAGGUCGGCGACAGAGAAGUCCUGGACAAACGCUAUAAGGUUCACAAGUCUAAAUACUUUCAGGUUGGCGAGGUGUUCAAAGUGCUAUGGCCAGAACCUAUGGGAGUCAUGCCAGGCGCCGCUACACUUUCUGACAGAGACGCGCUCAGAGAUCGAUAUGGCGGGCUGGUACAUGUCGGUUUUCGAAGAUUCAUUGUGAUAGCGACAGAUGAGGGUCACAGUACUUGUGUGCCCAUCCUUACAUACGGAGGUCAAGGCUGUAGGAAAAGAGGUGUCAAGCCCCGGCACCACGGCAUUAUCUACACGUCAACAAAACCUCUAAUGCUUGAAGGCGAGCCGCCGCUUGGUGCGCCUCCAGCAAAAAUGGAGGUCACGACACGGGGCGAGAAGCUCUCGAAAUCUUCUCGCGCUAAUUACUCCAAGAUGAUGACUGUUGAACACAACGUCAAAGUGAUGUUCAUUGGACGAAUUGGAGCUGACUAUCCAGUUGUCUAUACUGCCAUCAAUGACUGCUGGGACAACAAGGAUCACCACAGGCAGGGCAACGACGAUGGGCCGGCAGCGCAACAUUAA
This is a messenger RNA of Verticillium alfalfae VaMs.102, 1558 nucleotides long. RefSeq lists its product as hypothetical. NCBI's taxonomy places the organism in Eukaryota, Fungi, Ascomycota, Sordariomycetes, Glomerellales, Plectosphaerellaceae. Bases 350 to 1558 code for a protein of 402 amino acids. The record is from RefSeq and is a predicted model, not a curated record. The transcript has 7 exons.